This is a messenger RNA of Chelmon rostratus (copperband butterflyfish), 4242 nucleotides long. It is a transcript of the gene slc6a4a, whose product is annotated as solute carrier family 6 member 4a. Gene Ontology annotation, biological process: sodium ion transmembrane transport; serotonin uptake. Gene Ontology annotation, cellular component: neuron projection; membrane. The transcript has 14 exons. Lineage: Eukaryota; Metazoa; Chordata; Actinopteri; Chaetodontiformes; Chaetodontidae. The record is from RefSeq and is a predicted model, not a curated record. Bases 532 to 2556 code for a protein of 674 amino acids. Gene Ontology annotation, molecular function: serotonin:sodium:chloride symporter activity; serotonin binding.
UGCACGCUGUUUCUCUGGCAGGUUUUUGCAAUACCACAGGAUUCUUUGAAGUUUUGGGUAGAAGUUGCUGCUGCUGCUGCUGCUGUCUGUCUGUGUAUGUUUGAGCUGCCACUUGUCUUCAUUUAUCUCCUAAGUUUGCCCCAUCGCGUCUCAGAAGACAAGCAGUUUGUGGAGGAGAUCCAAGAAUCUUGUGACUUUUCUCCUCUUUCUGUCCCAUUCCCUCUUAUGUCUGCUCAACAGACGCAUUUCAGUCCUCCCUCACAAACACACGCCUUGCCUCAGCUUGGCCUCUUUCCCUUCUUGUAGCUCCACUCUCCUGUUCCCUACCUCCUUAACCUGUCCAAGAAGGACAAUCCUGUUUUUUUGCCAAGUUUGUCCGACACCGUCACUGCACCAUUCCCUCGCACCCCUAACCCUUCUGUUCCCCUAAUGGGCACCAUAUCAGACAGCAGUGCCACAUUCCCUUCAUCGCCACUGAGAACCUCUCUCCACCCCUAACCGCCUCGCCAACACCAACAUCAACACGACCCAAUGGAGACAAAAGAUAUGAUGAUGACGAGCAUGUUGACAAUGGACAAAGGGGAGAAUGAGGGAGAGAGGGACAAAGCGAGAGAGGAGGUCGGGGGACAAGAGGAGGGGACACAGCAGGAAAAUGAUAGACUGGUGCUAGCUGACGGUCUCGCGGAAAAAGGACCCAAGAGCCUGACCUCUAGCUCUGGACAGCAGGUGUCCAAUGGCUUCACCACGUCCACCCCUCAAAGCCCCAGAGACGGACCAGGUGCCGCAGCUAGCUCUGGGGGUACAGCCUCUGGGCCCGGAGGAGGCGCAGGGUCUGCGGCGCUGCUGGGAGGCCUCAGGACUCUGGUGGUCCAACAAACCAGCUUGGAGAGGCCCAGAGAAACCUGGAGCAAGAAAGUGGACUUCUUGCUCUCUGUGAUCGGCUACGCUGUGGACCUGGGAAAUGUCUGGCGCUUCCCUUACAUCUGCUACCAAAAUGGAGGAGGUGCCUUUUUGCUGCCCUACCUGUUGAUGGCAGUGUUCGGAGGCGUCCCUCUCUUCUACAUGGAGCUGGCUCUCGGCCAGUUCCACCGCAACGGCUGCAUCUCCAUCUGGAAACACAUCUGUCCCAUCUUCAAAGGGAUCGGCUUUGCCAUCUGCAUCAUAGCCCUCUACGUGGCCUUCUACUACAACACCAUCAUGGCCUGGGCCUUGUACUACCUGCUGUCAUCAUUUCGACCCACCCUGCCCUGGACCACCUGCACCAACAGCUGGAACACCGCCAACUGUAACCGUUACAUGUCCACCGACCACAACGUGUCGUGGUCCAACUCCUCCACCUCCCCCGCAGAGGAGUUCUAUACUCGCCAGGUGUUGCAGGUUCACCUCUCCCCGGGAUUGCACCAGCUGGGCUCUGUCAGCUGGCAGCUGGCCCUCUGCCUGCUCUUCAUCUUCACCAUCGUCUACUUCAGCAUCUGGAAGGGAGUCAAGACGUCUGGAAAGGUGGUAUGGGUGACUGCUACCUUUCCCUACCUGGUCCUCCUGGUGCUGCUCAUCCGUGGGGCCACUCUGCCAGGGGCCUGGAGGGGCGUGGUCUUUUAUCUCAAACCUGAUUGGGAGAAGCUGCUUAGCACAACAGUGUGGAUCGAUGCAGCAGCUCAGAUCUUUUUCUCACUGGGUCCAGGGUUUGGCGUGCUUCUCGCCUUCGCCAGCUACAACCCGUUUCACAACAACUGCUACAAAGACGCUCUGGUCACCAGCUCUGUGAACUGCCUGACCAGCUUUCUGUCUGGCUUCGUCAUCUUCACCGUGCUGGGCUACAUGGCUGAGAUGAGGCAGCAGGAUGUGGACGCUGUGGCCAAGGAUGCUGGUCCCAGUCUGCUCUUCAUCAUUUAUGCAGAAGCCAUAGCAAAUAUGCCUGCAGCUACUUUCUUUUCCAUCAUCUUCUUCCUCAUGAUCAUUAUGUUGGGUCUGGACAGCACGUUUGCAGGGUUAGAGGGGGUGAUCACAGCUAUGCUCGAUGAGUUCCCUCAUAUUCUGGUUAAGAGACGAGAGUGGUUUGUCUUUGGACUGGUGUGCGUCUGCUACCUCGGGGCCCUCUCCACACUCACAUAUGGAGGAGCGUUUGUGGUGAAGCUGUUUGAGGAGUACGCCACAGGCCCUGCAGUCAUCACUGUGGUUCUGCUCGAAGUCAUCGCUGUUUCCUGGUUCUACGGUACCAACCGUUUCUGUAAUGACGUCCAGCUCAUGCUUGGUUUCUACCCGGGUUGUUUCUGGAGGGUCUGCUGGGUGGCCAUCUGCCCCUGCUUUCUGCUGUUCAUCAUCAUUAGUUUCCUGGCCUUCCCUCCAGAGGUCAGGCUGUUCGACUACCAGUUCCCGCCUUGGACCACUGUCCUGGGCUACUGCAUCGGGGUGUCCUCAUUCAUCUGUGUGCCUGCUUAUAUGGUCUACCACUUGCUCAAUGCCAAGGGCACAUUCAAACAGCGUCUGUUAAAGAGUAUCACUCCAGAGCCCAGCACUAACCAACACAGAGACUUCAUUGUCACCAACGCAGUCUGACCAAACCUGGCCAAAAGAAGGUGCCACUCUAGCUGCAGCGAGCGCCAUCUUCUGGACAAAUUGCAAAACUACAGGACAAGGGGGCUACCUUUCACCGUCUUUGCCUCUUUUCGUCACAUGUCCCACACUUGUUUUUAGCUGUCUCACACCGACAUGUAGAAUCAGAGGUGGAGGUAGGUGGGGCCAGGUUGCAGUAGCUUUGUUUAGCUUGCGUUAGCUUGUUUCUUUAUGCUGGUUGAGUUUUGAGGGAGGUGUCUGGCGUCACUUGCAAACCCAGAUCUUAUCUUUCCUCUCACAAGCGUCACCUAAAUCAUGUAGUGACCGACCUUUCUUCAGGUUUUACAGUUGUAACAAAUAUUUUAUACAAUUAUAUAAAGUAUGACACAAUCUAUGUAGACAAUAAACUGGAGAUACUGCAUAUAGAGGCCAAGUGACAGAAGGCCACAUAGUUACAUUUCAAUCCCCUCUCAUUGGUUAUGGUUUUGUUUUCAUAUUAUGCUGUUAAGUUCUUAUUUGUAGCAAAAUUCAGGUAUCUUUUUACAUCUGUUACUGAAGCCAAAUAUAUGAUAUCUGUUCUGUUCAGAUUUCUGAAGAUGUUUCAAUAUUGUAGUUGUUAUGUUGCGUUGACUGUCGGCCUGUGUUUAUUUGGUGAAAUCUUGGAUGAACCACGGAUUUGCAACAAGUUCCCUACACUGUGAAGCACUGUCUGCAAGUGGCAUAAGUGUGUUUGUGUGCGUGCGUGCGUGUGUGUGUGUGUGUGUGUGUGCGCGCGCGUUUGUGUGCAUGAAAGAAAGACUGUUAUAAUGUCCAGUGGAAAAAAAUGGAUCACGGACAGAACCAACCAUGUGUAUUCAUUCUAUAACUGCAAUAUGAAAUGUGUGUGUAUUUAUUUUAGGAUGUAUCACUGCUGUUAGUUCAACGUCCCACACUUCAGUAUGACAAACCAUUGCAUGACAUCACAUGACCAUACAGCACAGUUCUUUAUGGUUUAAUCACAGUGACGUUCUCUUGUCAUACUGCACACCUGUCAGUAAUAGAAACCAAAUAUGGAUCAGAGCUAAUAACAUUAUCAAUAGCAUAGUCUGGAAAUCAGCGUUACUGCUCUUUACUUUCUACCAAAAAUGUGUGUGUUUGUGUGUGUGUGCACAGGUGCCUGUGUGUUUGUGAGAGUGUGUGUAUCUGUGUGUAUGUAGGAGCAGGAGUUAAAAUAUGGCAAGUACUGUACAUCAUGUGUAUUCACUAGUCAGUGUGGUAUUGGUGUAAUUUAUCCUGUGAAUACCUUUCUCCUCCCUCCAUGGAUGUGUGUGUGUGUGUGUGUGUGUGUGUUUAGUUCUUGUGUGGGCUUGAGUGUUACGUGUGUGCACCUUGAUUAGAGUGGUGGUGCCAGUAUGGGUGGUUGUGCAAAAAAAAAAAAAAAGAUUAGAGGUGUUCAGCCCCUUUGUGUGUGCAUGCCGUGAUGUGUGUGUAUAUUGUACUUCAAACACGGGCGUGUGUGUGUGUGUGCGUGUGUGUGUAAUGUGAUCUCCUUGUCUUGUCAACUGCCAAAAUAUAAUAUGAAGGAAGUAAACUCCCUCUUGCCUCUCUCUCUCUCUUACCUCUCAAGCUUAUGUAAGAUCUAUGUAUGUCAAUAAAAGACUGUAUUGAGAAAUACACCUGUAUAGAAUACAAAUAUAUAAAUAUAUGGGA